Molecule: messenger RNA, 4871 nt
Organism: Physeter macrocephalus (sperm whale)
Lineage: Eukaryota; Metazoa; Chordata; Mammalia; Artiodactyla; Physeteridae
Gene: USP19
Product: ubiquitin specific peptidase 19
Exons: 27
Coding region: 356-4498 (1380 amino acids)
Biological process (GO): protein deubiquitination
Molecular function (GO): cysteine-type deubiquitinase activity
Source: RefSeq, a predicted model, not a curated record
ACCUUGGGUCUCUAGGCAGCCCCUUUCCCUCCUCAACGUCCCAGAAGGAGAGGGUAGGGACGCGACCUUCAGCUGGGGCCUGGGAGCAAAGAGGCGGCAGAUGUCCACCCCUCGAUUCUGGACCUGUCGUCACUGAAGAUCCAGCCCACCAGUCCCACAUCUGACCCGUAGAAGAAUCCCCCCGUCCCCCGCCAAACCUCCGCUCCCCACAGCCACACACUCACACUCUGGGGAACACAGACUCGUCACUAUCUGUCCUACUAGUGUCUCAGGCCAUGCUUGAGGCUGCCAGGGGUCCUGGAUCCAUGGUUCGUUCAUCCCCACCCUUAUCUCAAUUUUGAGAACUUUAUUUUGGAUGGAGAAACAGCCCAGAAUCCACUGGCUGUCAGUUCGUUGCUGGAGAAUUUGUCCACAAAGAGUUGCCAAGAUAGCUGGGCCAGGAAGAAAGCGCCGUAGCCCUGACCCAGACACCGUUGCCGACCCCGGGGCACUCUGGCUGUCACCCAAGCGGCUCAAGAUGUCUGGCGGGGCCAGCACCACAGGCCCAAGGAGAGGGCCCCCAGGACUGGAGGAGGCCACCAGUAAGAAGCAGCAGAAGGAUCGAGCAAACCAGGAGAGCAAGGAUGGAGAUCCUAGGAGAGGUGGGUCAGCAUUCACUCGGGAGGAGCCGACCAAAGACGAGUUGUUGCUUGAUUGGAGGCAGAGUGCUGAUGAGGUGCUUGUCAAGCUGCGUGUGGGAGCCGGUCCCCUGCGGCUGGAGGAGGUAGAUGCUGCUUUCACAGACACAGACUGUGUGGUGCGGCUUCCAGGUGGUCGGCAGUGGGGUGGUGUUUUCUAUGCUGAGAUAGAAAGUUCUUGCACCAAAGUGCAGGCUCGCAAAGGUGGCCUCUUGCAGCUGUCACUGCCCAAGAAGGUGCCUCUGCUCACGUGGCCCUCUCUCCUGAAGAAACCUCUUGGGACCCAGGAGUUGGUGCCAGGGCUGCGGUGCCAGGAGAAUGGGCAGGAGCCGUCUCCUGUUGCCCUGGAGCCAGGCCCUGAGCCCCGCCGGGCUAAACAGGAGGCCCGGAACCAGAAGCGGGCCCAGGGCCGUGGUGAGGUAGGCGCAGGGGCUGGCCCUGGGACCCAGGCAGGGCCCAGCGCCAAGAGGGCUGUGCAUCUCCACAGAGGGCCGGAGGGGGAAGGGUCCAGAGAUGGCCCUGCACCCCGGGGUGAUGCCCCCCAAUUCCUGGCUGAGCCGGCCACCCAGGCUGAGGCUGAGGAACAGCUCCGUGUACCACCACUGAACCCCCAGACCUGCCUCCUGGGCUCAGAGGAGAAUCUAGCACUUUUGACAGGAAAGAAGGCAGUAGCCCCCAGGAAUGACCCAGUGUCCCCAGUCAUGGCCCGGAGCAGAGACCCUGAGAAAGAUGAUCGUUCCAAAGAGGAGAUGGCAGUGGCAGCAGAUGCUGCAGCCUUGGUGGAUGGUAAAGAGCCCAAGUCCAUGGUGAACCUGGCAUUUGUCAAGAAUGACUCGUAUGAGAAGGGGCCGGACUCAGUGGUGGUGCACGUGUACGUGAAGGAAAUCUGCAGGGACACAUCUCGAGUGCUUUUCCGCGAGCAGGACUUCACGCUUAUCUUCCAGACCAGGGAUGGAAACUUCCUGAGACUGCACCCGGGCUGUGGGCCCCACACCAUCUUCCGUUGGCAGGUGAAGCUCAGGAACCUGAUCGAGCCAGAGCAGUGCACCUUCUGCUUCACGGCCUCUCGCAUCGACAUCUGCCUUCAUAAGCGGCAGAGUCAGCGCUGGGGGGGCCUGGAGGCCCCAGCUGCACGAGGUGCAGUGGGUGGUGCAAAGGUAGCCGUGCCGACAGGUCCAACCCCUCUGGAUUCAACCCCACCGGGAGGUACCCCCCACCCCCUGACAGGCCAGGAGGAAGCCCGGGCUGUGGAGAAGGAGAAACCCAAGGCUCGAUCUGAGGACACAGGCCUAGAUGGUGUGGCAGCCCGCACCCCCAUGGAGCAUGUAGCCCCAAAGCCAGAGCCACACCUGGCAUCGCCCAAGCCCACAUGUAUGGUGCCUCCAAUGCCCCACAGCCCGGUGAGUGGAGACAGCGUGGAGGAAGAGGAGGAGGAAGAGAAGAAGGUGUGUCUGCCGGGCUUCACUGGCCUUGUCAAUCUAGGCAACACCUGUUUCAUGAACAGUGUCAUCCAGUCUCUGUCCAAUACUCGGGAGCUGCGGGACUUCUUCCACGACCGUUCCUUUGAGGCCGAGAUCAACUACAACAACCCACUGGGGACUGGUGGGCGUCUGGCCAUCGGCUUUGCUGUGCUGCUCCGGGCGCUGUGGAAGGGAACCCACCAUGCCUUCCAGCCCUCCAAGUUGAAGGCCAUUGUGGCGAGCAAGGCCAGCCAGUUCACAGGCUAUGCACAGCACGAUGCCCAGGAGUUCAUGGCUUUCCUGUUGGAUGGGCUGCACGAGGACUUGAACCGUAUUCAGAAUAAGCCCUACACGGAGACCGUGGACUCAGAUGGGCGACCUGAUGAGGUGGUAGCUGAGGAAGCCUGGCAGCGGCACAAGAUGAGGAAUGACUCUUUCAUCGUGGACCUAUUUCAGGGCCAGUACAAGUCGAAGCUGGUGUGCCCCGUGUGCGCAAAGGUCUCCAUCACUUUUGACCCGUUCCUGUACCUGCCGGUGCCCUUGCCACAGAAGCAAAAGGUUCUCCCCAUCUUCUAUUUUGCCCGGGAGCCCCACAGCAAGCCGGUCAAGUUUCUGGUGAGCAUCAGCAAGGAGAACUCCAGUGCAAGUGAAGUGUUGGACUCCCUGUCUCAGAGUGUCCACGUGAAGCCUGAGAACCUGCGUCUGGCUGAGGUGAUUAAGAAUCGCUUCCACCGUGUGUUCUUGCCCUCCCACUCACUGGACACUGUGUCACCUUCUGACACGCUCCUCUGCUUCGAGCUGCUAUCCCCAGAGUUGGCUAAGGAGCGGGUGGUGGUGCUAGAGGUGCAACAGCGCCCCCAGGUGCCCAGCAUCCCCAUCUCCAAGUGUGCAGCCUGCCAGCGGAAGCAGCAGUCAGAGGAUGAGAAGCUGAAGCGCUGUACCCGUUGCUACCGCGUGGGCUACUGCAACCAGCUCUGUCAGAAAACCCAUUGGCCUGACCAUAAGGGCCUCUGCCGCCCUGAGAACAUUGGCUACCCCUUCCUGGUCAGUGUACCUGCCUCACGCCUCACUUAUGCCCGUCUUGCUCAGCUGCUAGAGGGCUAUGCCCGGUACUCUGUGAGUGUGUUCCAGCCACCCUUCCAGCCUGGCCGCAUGGCCUUGGAGUCCCAGGGCCCUGGCUGCAACACACUGCUGUCCACUAGCUCCCUGGAGGCUGGGGACAAUGACAGGGACCCUGUUCAGCCACCGGAGCUCCAGAUGGUGACCCCUGUGGCUGAGGGGGACACAGGGGUCCCCCGGGCUUGGGCAUCCCCCGAUCGGGGCCCUGUGCCCAGUACCAGUGGAAUUUCUUCUGAGAUGCUGGCCAGUGGGCCCAUUGAAGUUGGCUCCUUGCCUGCUGGUGAGAGGGUGUCCCGGCCUGAAGCUGCUGUGCCCGGGUACCAACACUCAAGUGAAGCCAUGAAUUCCCACACACCCCAGUUCUUUAUCUAUAGAAUUGAUGCAUCCAACCGAGAGCAGCGGCUAGAGGACAAAGGAGACACCCCACUAGAGCUGGGUGAUGACUGCAGCCUGGCUCUAGUCUGGCGGAACAAUGAGCGCCUGCAGGAGUUUGUGUUGGUAGCCUCCAAGGAGCUGGAAUGUGCUGAGGAUCCAGGCUCUGCUGGUGAGGCUGCCCGUGCUGGCCACUUCACUCUGGACCAGUGUCUGAACCUCUUUACGCGGCCUGAGGUGCUGGCACCUGAGGAGGCUUGGUACUGCCCGCAGUGCAAACAACACCGCGAGGCCUCCAAGCAGCUGUUGCUGUGGCGCCUGCCGAAUGUGCUCAUCGUGCAGCUCAAGCGCUUCUCCUUUCGCAGUUUCAUCUGGCGUGACAAGAUCAAUGACUUGGUGGAGUUCCCUGUUCGGAACCUGGACCUGAGCAAGUUCUGUAUCGGUCAGAAAGAGGAGCAGCUGCCCAGCUAUGACCUGUAUGCUGUCAUCAACCACUAUGGAGGCAUGAUCGGUGGCCACUACACUGCCUGUGCACGCCUGCCCAAUGAUCGCAGCAGCCAGCGCAGCGACGUGGGCUGGCGCUUGUUUGAUGACAGCACGGUGACAACAGUAGACGAGAGCCAGGUCGUGACGCGUUAUGCCUAUGUACUCUUCUACCGCCGGCGGAACUCUCCUGUGGAGAGGCCCCCCCGGGCAGGUCACUCUGAACACCACCCAGACCUAGGCCCUGCAGCUGAGUCUGCUGCCAGCCAGGGACUAGGCCCUGGCCAGGCCCCCGAGGUGGCCCCCACGCGGACAGCCCCUGAACGCUUCGCCCCCCCUGUGGACCGCCCAGCCCCCACCUACAGCAACAUGGAGGAGGUCGAUUAGCAGGUCCCCCUGGCUGGUGGGGGGGACUGGGUUUGGGGGAUCCCCCACAGAGGGCCAGCUCUUUGACGCUUCUCCUUCUCUAACCUAGAGAACACUGGCUUCGUCAAUGGGGAGUUGGGGGGGUAUGAUUUGAGGGUGGAAACCUCACUGGUUGGGACCUCUUGUCAACUUGACCCCCACAACCAGUGGGCCUUGGCUUCUCCAGCCACACCCAGUGCUGCGUGAUUUGAUUCUCAGUUGUACCUUCAAUUCUUUCUGACUCGCAUUAUAAACAUUAUAAUUUUAUUCUAAAAAUUGUAAUUUUUUUUUUUGCAUUUUGGAAGUGAUUGCUGCUGUUUAAAUAUAUUUUAAAAAUAAAUGACAAAUAAGCAGA